Messenger RNA from Knipowitschia caucasica, 2076 nucleotides. The record is from the annotation of a GenBank genome assembly. Lineage: Eukaryota; Metazoa; Chordata; Actinopteri; Gobiiformes; Gobiidae.
AUGGAGGCUUUGGGAAUUGCCCAGCAGCUGUUCUUCUCCAGCUGUGAUGAGGACAGUAGCAACAGCGACAAUAGCCUGGAUGAGUUCAGCUUUAGGAUCCAGAGAAAGAGCCCGGUCUGCAGAACACCUGACCAGCACCACCGCAGCAGGAGCAAGACCGUCGCCUCUCCUAUGCAAUGUACCAGCCCCAUACCAUACGCAUCCUGGAGAAAACUGAGGCUGUGUGACUCACCAAGUACACCCAAGAGCCUUCUGUCCAAAUCAUCCCAGCUUUUCACCAGUACCAAAACAAGUUUCCAUCGGAGGUCUAGUCGUUUUAAAUCCCUGUCAAUGAAUGGUAUCCAAGCUCCAUCUGUCAAUGUCAAUCCAUUUACUCCAGACACUGUGCGUCGAACGAGCGAGCAGCAGUGCAAAACCAACCGCAGGAGUGACGAUGACGACGAUUAUGGCCGCAGAAUCAAACAUAGUCUCGCAUCAUCUGAGGACGAUGAUGAAGCUUUUCUGCCACCAAAGAGGCGUGCUGUCCAGGCCUUUAUGCUGUCACGGUACGAGAGUGAGUUCUUGGAGCUGGAGCGCAUUGGUGUGGGUGAGUUUGGAGCUGUCUACAAGUGUGUCAAGAGGUUGGACGGUUGCUUGUAUGCCAUCAAACGCUCUCGCCGACCCCUUGCAGGCUCUGCCAAUGAACAGCUGGCUCUUAAGGAGGUGUAUGCACAUGCUGUUCUUGGACACCACCCACAUGUUGUCCGAUAUUAUUCAGCUUGGGCAGAAGAUGAUCACAUGAUUAUUCAGAAUGAAUACUGUGACGGUGGAAGUCUAAAUGAUGUCAUUGUAAAGAAAGAUGAGAAAGGUGAACUUUUUCCAGAAGCUGAAUUGAAAGAUUUGCUUCUUCAAGUGUCCUUGGGUCUAAAAUAUAUCCACAGUUCUGGCCUUGUACAUCUUGACAUCAAGCCAAGUAAUAUUUUUCUUUGCCAGCAUCAAUCAAAAAGUGCCACAGGAGGAGAAAGGGACAGUGAAGAAGAUGAAACAAGCACGUCUGCUGGUGUAAUUUAUAAAAUAGGGGAUCUUGGACAUGUCACUUCAACAACCAACCCUCAAGUUGAAGAAGGUGACAGCCGCUUUCUUGCUAUUGAAGUGCUGCAUGAAGACUACAGCAACCUUCCUAAAGCGGACAUUUUUUCUCUGGGUCUCACGGUGCUAUUGGCAGCUGGAGCCACUGCACUUCCUCAAAAUGGUGAAGAGUGGCAUAGUCUCAGAGAAGGCCAUCUGCCCAAACUUCCACAGGCCAUUUCACCAUCUUUUAGUGCUUUGCUUCAGUCAUUACUAGACUCUGACCCAACAAAGCGUCCGGCUGCCAAGGAGCUCUGCAAGCAUCCUGUGUUAAAGGAUGAAGGGUCAGAAAAACUAGCUCAGCUGCGUAAAGAGCUAAACGUGGAAAAAUUUAGAACUGCAAUGUUGGAAAAAGAACUAAAGGAGGCUCGCCUGGGUACCUUUUCACCUGAACUGAUCAAUAAUCCAAAGUUUAAGCCCGUGUUUGAUACUGUUGAAGACGAAGACUUGAGUCGCGAUCAAAAGCUGUGUUCUACUUCGCUGUUCGGCAAAGUUAAAUGUCUUAACUUUGCAAUCCAACUUCGGAUGGGAGACAAUGAGUUUCUCCAGGGCACAAUGCUCUGUGCUUUUUUGGGCAUUUCUCCAGGCGGACUGUGGAAACUCAUCCGAAUCUCCUUAGAAGACCUAGAGCCCUCUGCAGAUGUGCAUGUUCCUGAGAACAUUCAGCAGGUUGCAGCAGAGAUCCGGGAAAUAGCAGCGCAAUUUGAACCAAACAUUGUAAAUCGCGCCACUCUAAGUCUCACCAGAAACAUUAUGGGAUCCUCUAUCGAACACUGGAACGGCUAUAUUCACCAGGAAGUCCAGCACGUACUGAGACAUGGAGUGGCACUGGCGAAUCUACGCUCAGAACUUGUGGUCGCUGCUCUUACUUUUACUCUGGUGAAAAGAGUAUGUCUUCAAGCUCCCACAUUGUUAAGAAGUUUGUUUGACACAACACUGCGAUACCUCAAUUCUGAAGGAGCCAGGUGA